UCCCAGUCAGAAAUAUCUGAUCACAAGAAGUAUUUUUGUUUUGACUAAUUUUCACCAAAAAUUCUAAUAAACACCUAAUUCACGGCGAAAAUGGGACCCAAAAAGGCCCAAAAAAAAAACUGAACGGCCAUUUUUCUUCUCCUAACAACACACUGUAUCCUACCCCUCUGUUCCGUUGACUCGUUCUUUCCACGACUCGGCUAACAUCGACCUUUCCCCUCUCGCAACAUUGAAAAACAAAGGCUCACCCCAUUUCCCAUUUGCUUCCUUUUCUCUCUCUGUCUCAUGGGCAUGGCUGCUCCUCCCUCUUCUCUUCUUCUUCUCAUCUGAUUUUUCUUUUUCCUUAAUGGAUCGAAGUCCUCAAGCAGUAAUAGCAGCGAUUAUAAGCUUCUUUUUAGUAUCUUUAAUCUUAUCUUUCAUUAUCUUAAUCUGCAAAUCAACCAAAAAAACCACCCGCCCAAACCCUCCUCAAACCCGAUCCUUAACCGGAACCCGGACCGCCCCUAACCCACCCGACCUCACGACAUGCGACAGCGCCGCCUUCGACCCUUCUCUCAACCGUCUCGACAUGGCGGAACUCGCCGCCGCCACAAAGAACUUCUCCUCCGACCUCAUCAUCGGCGACGGAAGCUUCGGCUACGUUUACAAAGCUACUCUCUCUAGCGGAGUCACCGUCGCUCUUAAAAAGCUCGACCCGAAUGCUUUUCAGGGGCUCCGAGAGUUUCGAGCUGAGAUGGAAACCCUAGGUAAGCUUCGCCACAAAAACAUCGUUAAGAUUCUGGGGUUUUGCUCGUCGGGUCUUGAUCGGGUUCUGAUUUAUGAGUUUAUUGAGAGAGGGAGUUUGGAUAUGUGGUUGUACGAUGAGGAACAGGAAAACUCGGUUGGCCGGUUACCCUUAUGUUGGGAUACGAGGAGGAAAAUAGUCAGUGGGAUAGCAAAUGGGCUGGCGUAUUUACAUGGCCUUGGUACGCCCAUUAUCCAUAGAGAUAUCAAGGCUAGCAAUGUCUUGUUGGAUGACGAUUUCGAGGCCCAUAUUUCUGAUUUUGGGCUCGCUCGACAAGUCCAGGAAGCCCAUUCACACGUGUCCACUCAAGUAGCCGGGACAAUGGGUUACAUGCCACCGGAGUACCGGGAAGGGAACACUGCAGCCACAGUUAUGGCGGAUGUUUACAGUUUCGGAAUAUUGAUGAUCGAGAUUGCCACACAAAACCGGCCCAAUUGGCCGGUGAGGUUCGAAGGGAAAGACGUCGGACUGGUUGAGUGGGCUAGAAAAAUGAUGGCCCAAAAUCGACAGAUAGAAAUGGUAUAUCAAAAGAUUCCAAGGAAAGGCUUAAUUGAAGAUGAGGUGAAGGAGUAUUUCCGAAUUGCAUGUAUGUGUACUAAUGAGGUAUCCAAAGAAAGGCCUGCCAUGAAUCAAGUUGUUGAGCUGUUGAAUCAAAUUUCAACGUGAAUUUCCAAUUAGUUGGUAAAUGUUCUCCCUUCAUAAGAAUGUUGGUAUUGUUUUGUUUAUGGUCUUGUCUUUCUUUAACAGGGGUGAGAUCAUGUGAAAUAUUUAAAUAGCUUAUAAGCAUUAAUUAGGUAUAAUAUUCGCCAAAUAUAUAUAUAUAUAUAUGUGUGUGUUUAUAUUUUCGUACAAAGUAGUUAUAGUAUGAUUAUUACAAUAUUCAUCAAAUAUAUAUAUUUUUAUAUUUAAGGAAUAUAGGAUGUGUUUGAUAUAUAAUAAUAUGAUAAGAUAAGACAAAAUGAUAUUAUAAAUAAAAUUAAAUUAAAUAAUGUCAUUUUAUCUUGCGUUUGAUAUAUGCAAGAAUUAAAAUAAGAUAAUCUAU
This is a messenger RNA of Durio zibethinus, 1826 nucleotides long. Its product is annotated as leucine-rich repeat receptor protein kinase EMS1-like. NCBI's taxonomy places the organism in Eukaryota, Viridiplantae, Streptophyta, Magnoliopsida, Malvales, Malvaceae. The record is from RefSeq and is a predicted model, not a curated record. Gene Ontology annotation, molecular function: ATP binding; protein kinase activity. Gene Ontology annotation, biological process: protein phosphorylation.